AUGGGGCAGUCAUUGAAUGACCAUUUGCUGCAAGGACCUGACAUGAUGAAUAUGCUUUUUGGAGUUUUGUGUCGAUUUCGCAAAGAGCCAGUGGCCUUUGUUUGUGAUAUUGAGCAGAUGUUUCAUCAGUUUAAGGUGAACGUUGAACAUAGAAAUUACCUACGAUUCUUGUGGUGGGAUGAUGGCAAUUUCAAUAAGGAUCCUACUACUUACCGAAUGACUGUACAUCUAUUUGGAGCAGUGUCUUCUCCAGGAUACGCCAACUUUGGCUUGAGACAAGCUGCCACAGACGGAGAGCUUCAGUGUGGGUCUGAUGUUGGGAACUUCAUCAAACGAGACUUCUAUGUUGAGGACGGACUGAAGUCGGUAGCUACUCCUGAGGAAGCCAUUAGCAUCAUAGAGAGAAGCAAAGAGUUGUGCAGCAGAAGUGAAAUCAAGAGAUGUCUGAAACCUGAGAACUUUGGAGAUGUUGUUGUAGCGGAGCUACACCAUUUCUCCGAUGCGAGCACUAUCGGGUAUGGCCAGUGCUCAUAUCUUCGUCUCAUCGAUGACAAGCAGCAAGUACACUGCUCUUUAGUUAUGGCCAAAUCCAGAGUUACGCCACUCAAGCCAGUAACCAUACCUCGUUUGGAACUUACUGCUGCUCUUGUCUCUGUUAAGGUCAGCUCCCAACUUCUCGAAGAGCUUGAAAUUAGCAAUGUUGUUGAAUGGUUCUGGACAGAUAGCACUGUUGUUCUGGGAUACAUUGCUAAUGAUUCUCGGCGAUUUCAUGUUUUUGUUGCCAACAGACUUCAACAGAUUCGUGAUCACACAGAGCCAUAUCAGUGGAACUAUAUCAGUUCAUCGGAGAACCCAGCAGACAUGGCAUCACGUGGUGUCACAGCUGAUGAGUUACGAAAUAGAAAGGAAUGGUUCAGAGGACCGAAGUUUCUAUGGGAGUCCAGUUUACCAUUUACUGUUAAGCCUGUCAGCAAGCCAAGUUUAUCGGAUGAUGACCCAGAGGUUAAGCGUUGUCAGGUGUUCGAGACGAAGGUAGAACCUACGGAGUGUACAUCAUUAAUGGACCAUUUAGAACGUUAUUCUGAUUGGACCCAUGCCAAGAGACUCAUAGCGAACUGUCUUAAGUUUAAGUCAUUACUUAGGAAGGAUGCUUGUCAGAAGGGGACAGACGCAGUGCUUUGCAAGGAGCAAGGAUUGCCAGUAGCAUUAUUAGAGGAAGCAGAAUUGACUAUUGUAAGAUUAGUUCAAAAAGAGGCCUUUAGUGAAGAAUUGAAAUUUUUUAACGACAUCAAGGGAUGUGAGGAAGUUAACAGGAAGAAAUCCGUUCGAAGGACAUCCUCCCUUUACCGACUUGACCCAUUUCUGGAUGAUAAUGAUGUUUUGCGAGUCGGUGGUCGUUUGCGGAAGGGAGAAUUUACGUCUUAUGUUAAGCAUCCAAUCAUUUUACCAAGGAAGUCUCAUGUAACAAGGCUUAUCAUCCGACACUUUCAUGAACGCAGCAGACACCAAGAACGAAGUAUUACCACGAAUGAGAUAAGAUCAAAUGGUUAUUGGAUUAUUGGCUGCAGUUCUGCUGUGUAUAGUGUCGUUUCGAGAUGUGUGAAAUGUCGUAAACGUCGCAGCCAAACACAGUAUCAGAAAAUGAGCGACCUACCUGCUGACAGACUUGCAGCAGAGGCACCCUUUACAUACAGUGGUGUAGACUUUUGGACCAUUCUACAUCAAAGAAGGAAGAAGAGAGUUGAAGAGGAAUUUGGUGCGCAGUUAGACGAUGAGGCUCUUAGAACCUUUUUCUGUGAGACUAUGGCUAUUGUCAACAGUCGCCCACUUACCAUUUCGAACUUGCACGAUCCUUUCGCCCCUGAACCGAUCACACCGAACCACCUUCUAACCAUGAAAUCUAAGGUUGUCUUACCACCACCUGAUGAGUUCCAGAAGCCUGAUUUGUAUUGCCGUAAGAGAUGGCGCCGCAUACAAUACUUGGCAAAUGAAUUCUGGAUACGUUGGGAAAAGGAAUUCCUUCAUACUCUCCAGACUCGAGCAAAGUGGUCCUCGCCCAGACGGAAUAUCCAGACAGGAGAUGUUGUGUUAGUGAAGGAUGACAACUUACCACGAAAUCAAUGGCAUCUUGGCCGUGUCAGAGACAUAAGCAAGUGA
Molecule: messenger RNA, 2157 nt
Organism: Saccostrea cuccullata (small rock oyster)
Lineage: Eukaryota; Metazoa; Mollusca; Bivalvia; Ostreida; Ostreidae
Exons: 3
Coding region: 1-2157 (718 amino acids)
Source: RefSeq, a predicted model, not a curated record